AUGGCCCAGCUCCGCCUCACCGACUUCUUUGGCCGCACCAAAGCGGCCACCGGCGCUCCAGCCAAGCACAGCAGCGGCAGGAGCCGGCUAAAGGCGGCCAUUACCGGGCCCCAGGUGCACCGAGAGACGGACAAUGAGGAGGACGGUGCCUUGGUGGGAUUCUCCGCUUCUUUGCGUACCCCGGCCCGCGGUGGCUCCCCGGCGCUGCGGGGAUUGGCGGGGAGGAAACGGAGCCGCCGGGAGAUGGAACCGGACUCGCCGCCGGUGGCGGGGGGAACUCGAUCUGGGGAACCGAAAGAGAAAUCGGCGCGGAAGAGGCUGGAGAUGCACCGGGAGACGGAGACGGAGCUGCUGGCUGCAGACACCAGCCCCUCAUCUCUGACCACUGCCUGUCCCCUGAUGUCACCCUCGCUGGAGCUGGCAGCAGACACCUCAGCUAGCACCCCCAGCCAGGGGCAGGAUGGAAGGACACAGCCUGGCACAGCCACCCCAGGGACAAGCAGGCGCCUGCAGCGGGAGGACCUGGCUGGGCUGCAGACUCGCUUGCAGAGGGUGAAGGCACUGGCCCAGCUGGCCCAGCUGGCACCAGUUCCUGCUGGGGUCAACACUGAGUUGCGGAGCUGCCUGGAGCGAGUGCGGCACCUGGAGCAGCGGAUCCGUGAGAAGAAAGUUGGAAGCAAAGCCACGCCAGGAGAACAGCCAUCUGGGAACACCAAGGUGGCAGCUCCUGCAGCAGAGGCUAGCAGUGAGAAGGUCCCUGCAUACCAGCGGUUCCACACCCUCGCUCAGGACGUGCCCCCUGGGCUCACGCUGCCCUACAAGUUCAAGGUGCUGGCAGAGAUGUUCCGCAGUGUGGACACCAUUGCUGGGAUGCUCUUCAACCGUUCUGAGACCAUCACCUUCACCAAGGUCAAGCAGGGGGUGCAGGACAUGAUGCACAAGCAGUUUGAGGAGCGGCACGUGGGGCAGAUCAAGGCUGUGUACCCCACCUCGUACAGGCUGCGCCAGGAGAAGAACAUCCCCACCUUUGGUGGUGGCAUCAAGAAGUCAGACUACCAGCUGACACUGGAGCCGGUGCUGGAGGAGGAGGAGAAGGUGGAUGGCCGCCCGCACUUGUCGUCGUCACGCCUGCUGGAGCGCCGGAAGGAAUUCCACCGCAACCUGGUGAACAUUGUCAAGCAGCACCACAAGGCAUUCCUGGCCACCCUCAACCCUCCCAUGGUGGUUCCAGAGGAGAAGCUGACCCGCUGGCAUCCCCGCUUCAACGUGGACAAGGUGCCAGACAUCAGCCCAGCGGAGCUGCCACAGCCACCCCAGGGAGAGAGGCUCAGCACCGCCCAGGAGGUGCUGAGCACUGCUCGGGGGAUGCUGACCCCCAAGAUGGAAAAAUCUCUUGCCAACCUGGCCUUGAGGACCGCUGAAGCCAGUGCGGGGGAACCGGUGGUUUCCAAAGCACCAUCCCCUGCCAGCACCUCCAGCGCUCUCAAAGGGGUGUCUCAGGCCCUGCUUGACAGGAUCCGGGCGAAGGAGGCGCAGAAGCUGCAGGCGCUGAUGACCAGGGCCCCGCAGCAGGAGCAGCGCCUCGCCAUGCUGGGCCGGCUGCCGGCCAUGGCCCGCGUCCUGCGCAACGUCUUUGUGGCAGAGAAGAAGCAGGCCCUGACCAUGGAGGUGACUUGUGCCCGCAUGGCUGACAGCUACGAAGUCCAGAUGUCUCCUGGUGAGAUGGAGAAACACUUGAGGCUCUUUGCAGAGCUGCUGCCAGACUGGGUGGGGAUCCAUGUGAUCAGGACGGACACCUACAUCAAGCUGGACAAAGGGAAGGACCUCGGACUCAUCACUGAGAGGCUUACCAAGGUGGCCAAGGAGGAAGAAACUCUCUGA
Molecule: messenger RNA, 1881 nt
Organism: Indicator indicator
Lineage: Eukaryota; Metazoa; Chordata; Aves; Piciformes; Indicatoridae
Gene: CDT1
Product: chromatin licensing and DNA replication factor 1
Exons: 10
Coding region: 1-1881 (626 amino acids)
Biological process (GO): DNA replication preinitiation complex assembly; mitotic cell cycle; regulation of DNA-templated DNA replication initiation
Cellular component (GO): nucleus
Molecular function (GO): DNA binding; DNA polymerase binding
Source: RefSeq, a predicted model, not a curated record